Molecule: messenger RNA, 974 nt
Organism: Oncorhynchus masou masou (cherry salmon)
Lineage: Eukaryota; Metazoa; Chordata; Actinopteri; Salmoniformes; Salmonidae
Product: putative proline-rich protein 21
Exons: 1
Source: RefSeq, a predicted model, not a curated record
UCCACGUCUCACUGUCCACAUCUCACUGUCCACGUCUCACUGUCCACAUCUCACUGUCCACGUCUCGCUGUCCACGUCUCGCUGACCACGUCUCACUGUCCACGUCUCACUGUCCACAUCUCACUGUCCACAUCUCACUGUCCACGUCUCACUGUCCACGCCUCACUGUCCACGUCUCACUGUCCACAUCUCACUGUCCACGUCUCACAGUCCACGUCUCACAGUCCACGCCUCGCUGUCCACGCCUCGCUGUCCACGCCUCGCUGUCCACGCCUUGCAGUCCACGCCUCGCUGUCCACGCCUCGCUGUCCACGUCUCACAGUCCACGUCUCACUGUCCACGUCUCACUGUCCACGCCUCACAGUCCACGCCUCACAGUCCACGACCGCUGUCCCGUCUCAGACCACGUCUCGCUGUCCACGUCUCACUGUCCACGUCUCGCUGUCCACGUCUCGCAGUCCACGUCUCACUGUCCCGUCUCACAGUCCACGUCUCGCUGUCCACGUCUCACUGUCCACGUCUCGCUGUCCACGUCUCACUGUCCACGUCUCACAGUCCACGUCUCGCUGUCCACGUCUCGCUGUCCACGUCUCAGUCCACGUCUCACUGUCCACGUCUCACAGUCCACGUCUCGCUGUCCACGUCUCGCUGACCACGUCUCACUGUCCACGUCUCACUGUCCACGUCUCACAGUCCACGUCUCACUGACCACGUCUCACAGUCCACGUCUCGCUGACCACGUCUCGCUGACCACGUCUCACUGUCCACGUCUCGCUGACCACGUCUCACUGUCCACGUCUCACUGUCCACGUCUCACUGUCCACGUCUCACUGUCCACGUCUCACAGUCCACGUCUCGCUGUCCACGUCUCGCUGACCAUGUCUCACAGUCCACGUCUCGCUGUCCACGUCUCGCUGACCACGUCUCACAGUCCACGUCUCGCUGUCCACGUCUCACAGUCCACGUCUCGCUGA